AUGCCCUUUGGAGUGUGGGAUGAGUCAGACUGGCGACCAGUGAACUAUGGAUUGCCAGGUUCGCUGGCACAAGAAGCAUCAUCCAUACCCUCGGAGUGUUUGCUGCAAGCGAAAGCUGAGGCACGCCGAUCCCGAACAUGUGUCGCUUCUGUCACAUCCAGUAGCAGCUUGGGCUUCACCGGCAAAGCUCUGCGGACAGGAGGUCCGUCCCUGGCAUCUACGCAUUUCACAUCUCGCUGGCACGGCAGCUGCACAUCCAUCGGUGAGCUUCAAGAUUCUGUUGACACGACUCAAGGAGUGCAGGGAUUGUCCAGUCCAUUCACAUCGUGUUGCGAUUCGGAUGACGAGGAUGAGACGCUCAUCAAGUUUUCAGAGGUGGUUCUGCAGAAGUGGAAAAGAGAGGGGGAUCCAAGCCUUUUGCCAGCCAAGAAGAACUUUUUAUAUGAUCCACGCUCCGAAGACAACGCUCCACGUUUUCUCCCGGGAUACAGUAUGGCCCGAUCCAUGACUACAGCAUCGAUGGUAUUGGAGAACUUGCAGAAAGAGUUGGGAUCCUUCGAGCGUGGCGAUCCGGGCGUUGAUGAGGACGCCAAGCUCACAAUCGGCGAAGCAGUACAGCUGAUCGCCAAUGGCACAGUCAUUGGAGCGGUGGCGGAGGACAUGCUCAAGAAGCUGAAGACAGGUGGGGUCCGAUCUGGGAUCCCGAGGAGAUACGUGGUGACCUACGAGUUAUAUGGCUUGCUGACAAACAAGGUCAGGGAUGUGCUCGAUCAGAUGGAUGAAAUUUCUCAGACAGAGGUACAGCAAGCAGACCUCGCAGUGAAGAUGCAUGCUGCUGGCAACAUCGAUGCUUCCUCCAUUGCGAGAGCUGUUGGCAGGGAGAACGACGAGGACUUCAUCACAAAAUUGAAAUCAGCUGCGGACACAGCGGACACAGCCAUCCAGCCAGACGAGACCGAGGUGGACCAGCAAGAGCCGAUUGUUGGCGAGAUGGACAAGCUUCUGACUAGAGAGGAGUUGAAGAAUCUACUGAGAGACGUCAUAUCCGGCUUAGAUCGUUUUCGCUGGCAAGACCUGGCAAACGACUUGAAGAAGUGGUGCACAACAGGAGAGACCUCCGACAACGUGGUGCGUCGCCUUUUAGAAGACACGGUUGAACUGCAACGGGAAGCGGUGAGCGUCUUGGCUCUCUCCAAGAUACUCGCGGAGGAGACCUUGAGUUCGCGAAUUUUACUUGCAGCGAGGGCACUCGCCGAUUUCAACGAUGCUGUCGACAGGGAGAUGGGCCUGAUGCUGGAACGCUUUGGGAUCGACCCUGCGCUUAUUUCAAGGACGUACACUCACUCUGCAAGCCUGCUCGAUGCUUUUGCUUCCAAGAAGAGCUUAAGCAGUUUAGACUGUGAGGAGGAGACGGAAUCAGUGCUUGCGGACUCGCAGCCGUUUGCCACAACUGCUAUCCUGUCUGACAUGGAGAAGGCCAUGGUUAAGCAGCGCGAUCAUCAACGGAGGGUCCACAAGAAGGUCAAAGGAGAUCUCACUGCUUUGAUGCAGGAGCAUCGUCGCAAAGUUGAACUGAACAGAUCCUUGUAUGACCAUUUGAUGAUGACCACGAUGCGGGACGAGCGCACGCGCAAAGGGGGGCAGGAGGUUGGCAACGAGAACUAUUUGCAAUCGGCCAUGCAGAGGCAGCCGACCCAUGAGUCUCAAGAGCUGGAAGUGGAUGAGCUGCAAACUCCACCCGACAUCCCACCGGAGGAGGAGGAUGCCGCUGAAGCCGAUGAAGCAUCGAAACCUCCUCCGGCUGCUCCGGGUCGACCUCAAAAAGGCAAGGGGACCACCGGGACCGCCAGCGGCACCAGACCAUCCGGAGGCUGGCCGUGUGAGAAGUGCUUGAAGCGAAGCUCUAUGUGUUUUCGCUGA
Molecule: messenger RNA, 1920 nt
Organism: Symbiodinium sp. CCMP2592
Lineage: Eukaryota; Dinophyceae; Suessiales; Symbiodiniaceae
Source: the annotation of a GenBank genome assembly